CGCCCAGUCGGCGGGUGGAUGAACGCGGCCUUCUGUAAUGGCGGAGCGUGGCGGGGACGGGGGGGACGGUGAGCGAUUCAACCCGGGGGAGCUCAGGAUGGCUCAACAGCAGGCCUUGAGGUUCCGAGGCCCAGCUCCCCCGCCAAACGCAGUGAUGCGAGGCCCACCACCUCUCAUGCGACCUCCCCCCCCCUUUGGCAUGAUGCGAGGCCCUCCUCCGCCACCCCGUCCCCCCUUCGCACGUCCUCCUUUUGAUCCUAAUAUGCCGCCAAUGCCUCCUCCAGGGGGGAUUCCUCCACCUAUGGGCCCUCCACACCUCCAGAGGCCACCUUUCAUGCCCCCGCCCAUGGGAGCCAUGCCUCCUCCUCCAGGCAUGAUGUUUCCCCCAGGAAUGCCGCCUGUGACUGCUCCUGGUACUCCAGCACUGCCUCCUACUGAGGAGAUAUGGGUUGAAAAUAAAACUCCAGAUGGGAAGGUUUAUUAUUAUAAUGCUCGGACACGUGAAUCUGCGUGGACCAAGCCAGAUGGAGUUAAGGUUAUUCAGCAGUCAGAACUGACACCAAUGCUUGCAGCCCAGGCACAGGUUCAGGCGCAGGCCCAGGCUCAGGCGCAGGCCCAGGCCCAGGCCCAGGCCCAGGCGCAGGCGCAGGCCCAGGCCCAGGCCCAGGCGCAGGCACAGGCCCAGGCCCAGGCCCAGGCCCAGGCGCAGGCGCAGGCGCAAGUGCAAGCACAAGCAGUGGGGGCGUCCACCCCCACGACCAGUAGCCCAGCGCCUGCAGUGUCCACGUCAGCAGCAUCAUCCACCCCAUCUUCAACCACUUCGACCACGACAACUGCCUCCUCGGUUGCGCAGACAGUAUCGACACCCACAACACAAGAUCAGACCCCAAGUUCUGCUGUUUCAGUUGCCACGCCUACAGUUAGUGUUUCAGCUCCUGCUCCUACAGCCACACCUGUGCAGACGGUCCCCCAGCCGCACCCCCAGACGUUACCUCCCGCUGUUCCUCAUUCAGUGCCUCAGCCAGCAGCGGCCAUACCUGCCUUUCCACCAGUAAUGGUACCUCCAUUUCGUGUUCCCCUUCCUGGCAUGCCAAUUCCACUUCCAGGUGUAGCAAUGAUGCAAAUAGUCAGCUGCCCGUAUGUAAAGACAGUCGCUACCACCAAAACCGGUGUAUUGCCAGGAAUGGCCCCUCCUAUCGUACCCAUGAUACAUCCCCAGGUCGCUAUUGCAGCUUCACCUGCUACCUUAGCUGGAGCAACAGCAGUUUCUGAGUGGACUGAAUAUAAAACAGCAGAUGGGAAGACAUAUUAUUAUAACAAUAGAACAUUAGAAUCAACCUGGGAAAAACCCCAAGAACUAAAGGAGAAAGAAAAAUUAGAGGAGAAGAUUAAAGAGCCAAUUAAAGAACCUUCUGAAGAACCCUUACCAAUGGAGACUGAGGAGGAGGACCCCAAAGAGGAGCCGCUGAAGGAGAUGAAGGAGGAGCCCAAAGAAGAGGAGAUGACUGAAGAAGAAAAGGCCGCCCAGAAGGCGAAGCCAGUAGCCACCACGCCGAUUCCGGGUACUCCGUGGUAUGUAGCUGGUUUCAUAAGUCGUUCGAUUGAUUGGCACCCGACCCCGACAAUGCUGUCCAUCCAGAAGUGGCAGUUCUCUAUGAGUGCAAUUAAAGAAGAGCAAGAAUUAAUGGAAGAAAUUAAUGAAGAUGAACCUAUUAAAGCCAAAAAACGGAAGAGAAUGUCAAAGAAGUCCUUUAUGUGGAUUGCCCGAGCUUCUCUAUUUAGGAGAGAUGAUAAUAAAGACAUGGAUUCAGAGAAAGAAGCUGCCAUGGAAGCUGAAAUUAAAGCAGCCCGAGAAAGGGCCAUUGUCCCUCUGGAGGCCCGAAUGAAGCAGUUCAAGGACAUGCUGCUAGAGAGAGGGGUGUCUGCUUUUUCAACAUGGGAGAAGGAAUUGCACAAGAUAGUUUUUGAUCCUCGAUACUUACUUCUCAAUCCUAAAGAGAGAAAACAGGUAUUUGAUCAGUAUGUAAAGACAAGGGCAGAGGAAGAACGCAGGGAAAAGAAAAACAAAAUAAUGCAAGCCAAGGAAGAUUUCAAAAAAAUGAUGGAAGAAGCAAAAUUUAAUCCAAGAGCUACUUUUAGUGAAUUUGCAGCCAAGCAUGCUAAAGAUUCAAGAUUCAAAGCAAUUGAAAAGAUGAAAGAUCGAGAAGCCUUGUUCAAUGAGUUUGUGGCAGCUGCAAGGAAGAAAGAGAAAGAGGAUUCGAAGACCAGAGGUGAGAAGAUUAAGUCGGAUUUCUUUGAACUGUUGUCUAAUCAUCACUUGGACAGUCAGUCUCGAUGGAGCAAAGUUAAAGACAAACUAGAAAGUGAUCCACGGUACAAAGCAGUGGACAGUUCAUCCAUGAGAGAAGACCUUUUCAAACAGUACAUUGAAAAAAUAGCCAAGAAUCUAGACUCAGAAAAAGAAAAGGAGCUUGAAAGGCAAGCCCGGAUCGAGGCCAGCCUGCGGGAGCGGGAGAGGGAGGUCCAGAAGGCUCGCUCGGAGCAGACGAAGGAGAUAGACCGCGAGAGGGAGCAGCAUAAGCGGGAAGAGGCCAUCCAGAACUUCAAGGCUCUUCUGUCUGACAUGGUGCGUUCUUCGGAUGUGUCGUGGUCUGACACCCGGCGGACUCUCCGGAAAGAUCACCGCUGGGAGUCUGGCUCCUUGUUGGAAAGAGAGGAGAAAGAGAAGCUUUUUAAUGAACACAUUGAAGCACUUACCAAAAAAAAGAGGGAGCACUUUAGGCAACUUCUGGAUGAAACUUCUGCAAUUACCUUAACAUCCACAUGGAAAGAAGUAAAAAAAAUCAUUAAGGAAGAUCCUCGGUGCAUUAAAUUCUCUUCCAGUGACAGGAAAAAACAAAGAGAGUUUGAAGAAUACAUCAGAGACAAAUACAUCACAGCCAAAGCUGACUUCAGGACGCUUUUGAAAGAGACCAAAUUCAUAACGUACAGAUCCAAAAAGCUAAUCCAGGAAUCUGAUCAGCACCUGAAAGAUGUAGAAAAAAUCUUGCAGAACGACAAACGGUAUCUAGUACUAGACUGUGUGCCAGAGGAGAGGCGCAAACUGAUCGUGGCGUAUGUGGAUGACCUGGAUCGCCGGGGUCCCCCCCCACCUCCCACGGCGUCAGAGCCCACACGACGAUCAACAAAGUAAUUCUGAAUACUCUUCCCCAGGGGUAUCUAUUAAAUCAAAAUGCUUGCAUGAGCCAAUUUUCAGGUUUUUACAUACAUGUGCAUUAGUCAAACUAUUGCAGAACCAUCCAAUGAACAGAAGGAGAAGCAUUCGUGAACAGUUUCUGAACAGAGAACACUUUGGAAAUAUUUAUGCUUUUCUUUGUGUGGCAUGACUGACAUACAUACUCAAAUGUAGGCUGUCUCUAGUAACUCUUAAAUCUUGAAGCUAAAAAUCAUCCCUUUAUGAGGUGUGGAAGUCAGUGACUUUUGGUGAAGUUCUUUCUAGCAGUGUUAUACACGCAAGACGUUCAGAGCAUUUGUGGUUUGAACUUGCAAGAUGCUAAUACCACAGACUCCAAGAAAACCUAAGUUGGGGUUUGUUAUGUUUUGAUUUUGUUUUUUAAAGCGGGUAAAAGAGAAAACACUGAAAAUUGAAUCCUUAUCUUCCAGAGGCUAAGAUUAUUAUAAUGGACAUACUUUUACCUUUGUCUCUAAACAACACUUCAGUUUUGUUUGUUCACUCUAUGCGCUUUGAUUAUCCCUUCUGAAUUAUAGGCCAUGUCUUGUUGUUUAGCCUAAGAGAAGAUUUAUGUAGUAAUUUCUUCUCAGGUGUGGAACUACGGUCAUAACUAACAUUUGACCCAAAUAGGACUGCUGGUUAAACAGGUUUUACUCGCCAUUAAGUGAUCUUUAUCAAUAUUCUGGAUUAGACAACAAAUUACCUUUCUUGGGUGUUCCCUGUAAACAGUACUCCUGUUUGAAUGUUAAACUUUUGUUUCUAAAGUUUAAUUUUAAGAUGUUUCGAUGUUCAGUUUAUGUAUUUGAACUACAAUAAACCAACCCUUUUUAUAUA
Molecule: messenger RNA, 4066 nt
Organism: Manis javanica (Malayan pangolin)
Lineage: Eukaryota; Metazoa; Chordata; Mammalia; Pholidota; Manidae
Source: RefSeq, a predicted model, not a curated record